Molecule: messenger RNA, 3940 nt
Organism: Pocillopora damicornis (cauliflower coral)
Lineage: Eukaryota; Metazoa; Cnidaria; Anthozoa; Scleractinia; Pocilloporidae
Product: calcium-dependent secretion activator 1
Biological process (GO): dense core granule exocytosis; synaptic vesicle exocytosis
Source: RefSeq, a predicted model, not a curated record
AAAUGAGCAAGCCAUCAUACCAAUAUUAGUCAGAGCAGUUCCUUGUUUACCUUCACCAAACGUGUUUUUCACAAGUUCGCUGCGAGUGUAAUAAUUUUUUUUUUUAACAGAACGUGUGCACCAUGAUUGCUUCAUCAUCCGACGAAGACGAUGUUGAUGAGGCUGGCGAUGUUGACGAACAUGCACAAGAACUUCUCAGUAUUUACCAAAGAAGCGAGCAGACAUACUCUACGACGACGGCUCCUUCGCCCAGUGUAAGUCCUUCUCUGCACACGCCGAGCCCUACACUUUCCGUUGUAUCAGAUGCCACAUUACAGGAGCAACAAGAAGACGAUGAAAGAAGAGAGAGACUGCAGUUGUAUAUUUUCGUUCUGCGCUGCAUCGCUUAUCCAUUCAACGCCCGACAGCCAACAGAUUUGGCACGAAGGCAUGCACGAGUUAGCAAACAAGACCUUGUGAAAAUAAAACAACGAUUUGAAGAUUUCCUCAAAGGUGACACAAAAAUUGCUUCUGAUGAGGCGUUUUAUAACGCAGUAAGAGCCUACUUUGAUAUAUUUAUUUGCAGCGAGAGAGUGCAAAAGAUGGUUAUCAGUGGCGGGUGUUCGUCGAAUGAUUUUCGUGAGGUUUUCAAGGCCAUGAUCGAGAAACGCGUUCGAAGUCUUCCUGAAAUAGACGGUAUUAGCAAAGAAACUGUGCUAAGCUCUUGGAUGGCGAAAAACGAUGCCAUUUUUCGUGGAGAAGAUGAUCCAAAAAAGGGCCCAAGAAUUGCGGCCUCGGCAGCAUCUGAACUGAUUUUGUCAAAAGAGCAACUCUAUGAAAUGUUUCAAACCAUUUUGGGCGUCAAAAAAUACGAACACCAAAUAUUGUUCAAUGCCUGUCAGGAUGAUAUAUGUUCAAGGAAAGACUGUUUGGAAAAAGUGGAAAAAACGCUUUUUUGUACUAGUACAGGUGAGUCAUUACACCUUUGCCAUGUGCAGUUACCGUGAGAAGUCAGCUGAACCAACAGAGAUGAUGCAUUUAGAGGGGUACACUGUGGAUUACUGUGAAGCAGUCAGUGGUGAAGAGCACAAAGGUGGAAAGUUCUUCUUCAAAGCCGUAAAGGAAGGUGAUCAAGUCUUGUUUGCGACUGAUGAGGAACUUGAGAGACAGAUCUGGGUUAAUAAGCUUUACACUGCUACUGGCCAAUCCCACAAGCCCAUCGCUCCGAAUUUAUCAGCCAUCAGUGUCCAGCCACAUGUUAGCAACACCUUGACAAGACUGCAAGGAGAUCAUGACCGUGCUAGAAAACAUGGCCUUGAGGACUUGAUCCAAGCUGAUCCUAGCUUUUUUAAUCACCAUGUUCUGUUUGAGAAGCUUCAGCUUCUCACUCUAACACACAGACUGAACGACUCCUACUCUUGUCUGGGUUGGUUUUCCCCUGGUCAGAUAUUUGUGCUGGAUGAGUAUUGCGCUCGAUAUGGAGUACGUGGCUGCCACAGACAACUGUGUUACCUCAGUGACAUGUUGGACAGAGCAGAGGCUGGUGUAAUGAUCGAUCCCACCUUACUACACUACAGCUUUGCAUUUUGCGCAUCACAUGUGCAUGGGAACAGGCCGGAUGGCUUAGGAACCAUUACAGUGGAUGAAAAAACCCGGUUUGAGGAUAUUAAGAUACGCCUCUGGAAUCUUCUUGCCUAUCAAAUCACUCGUUUCAGAUAUUCUUUUCCUUUUGGGAGACCAGAAGGGGCACUUAAGGCAACGCUGUCCUUAUUUGAAAGGGUUAUGAUGAAGGAUAUUUCCACACCUGUUCCACCAGAGGAAUUUAGAAAGGAAAUCAGAAGCUGCCUUCAUCAAGCCGCUCUUGUUAAUUAUACCCGGGUCUCGGCUUAUGCAAAGAUUGAAGAGUCAUCCGGAAAUCACGUGUCACCUGAGACUAAACUGAAUGACAUCAUGCAUCUGGCGGAACUGUGUAUUGAUUUACUCCAUCAGAAUGAAGAACAUCAUGCUGAGGCGUUGGCUUGGGUUUCCGACCUGAUGGUAGAACAUCAGGAAAUCUUCUGGUCUCUGUUCACUGUUGAUAUGGAUGCUGCUCUGGCUGCACAGCUUCCCGACACAUGGGAGAGUUUUCAGCUGUUUCAACUGUUAAAUGAAUAUCUCUGUAAUGAUACCAACCUCAAUCGUGGGAAAUUCCACCGUCAUUUACGAGAUAUGUUCGCUCCUCUUGUUAUUCGAUAUAUUGAUCUGAUGGAGUCGUCCAUUGCGCAGUCACUGCACAAGGGAUUUCAAAAAGAGAACUGGACUCCCCUCAGAGAGGGGUGCCGUGCUUCGGAGGACCUGUUCUGGAAGUUGACUGUACUGCAACAGUUCAUUGCGGAACUAAACUGGCCCGAUGAGGUGUUAGCGUCUCAUCUUAUGAAGAGACUUAAGUUGAUGGCUUCAGAUAUGGUUCAGUCCUGUGUGAAAAGAACGAAGGCCGCGUUUGACAAAUGGCUGAAACAAACCAGUUUCAGUCUGGAACUACUCGUACCCAGGACCGUCUGUGUCAUGCUCAACGUCGUCAUACAGGCUAAGAAACAGUCCAGAUUCCUUUGUGCGAGGGAAGAGUCCGAGAGUUGCGAGUAUCGGUAUCACUCAGAUGUCAACAUCUUUCUAAAGGAUGUUAUCCAAGAGAUGUUUUCAUCGUUUAUUUCCAAGCUGAACACCGUGCUGGAAUCGUUGUUGUCAAAGAUGGCACGUUAUGACCAGGGAUCCAUACUUGCUCCGAUGUUCUCUCUGAGGAAUCCUGGGACAGAACUUGAAGAGUCCUACUUGAAUUUUGUCAAACUUAAUUUAGAAAGUUUCAGAGAUUACUUGAACGACGAGAAAAUGAAAAAGCAGUUAAUAAAGGACUGGUACACGUCCAUAAUAACGAAGAUAUAUGACUGGCUAUCGGACAGAAUGAACAUGGCGUUACACCAGUAUCAGGUCCAGACUCUUCACGCACUUGCGGCGGAGCUCCCGCAGUUUGUCAACGAGGACUUAUCGUCAAGCCGAGCCAUUUAUUCCUGCACAUACAAAACCAUGUUUUCUCGGAUCCGACUGGAGGACGCCAUGUUAAAGGGUCAAAGCAUCUACGGCGCAGAGGAUCAGUCUUACCCCGGAGAGGAUGGGGAAGAUGACGGCAAGGAGACUGAGUCGAGUGACGAAGAAGCACUCAUUAGAUUGGAGACUGGAAACUAGUGUUUUGUUGGAAAUGUUGAGAAACGCUUUGUAAUCAGAUAACUAAUAGUUUAUUAAGAUAAUUUACGCUUAAGUAUUGGCGUAAACUAUAAUAAAUUAAAAUAUGUUAUUAUUAUUAUUAUUAUUAUUAUUAUUAUUAAGCAACAUAAAAAUUUUCUGUAUGUUUUAUGAUAGUUCAAAAAUUUGUCAGAUGAAAGUAUUGGUAAAUAGAUGAAUGAGAUAAGGUGCCAGGAAGACUGUGGUGCUGCGUUGGUGAAGGAUUUUAUAGGACAAUUCGGUUUUAUCAACUGAGUCGAUAAUGUAAAUUGGCCGCCGUACAGAGUUUCUAAAGCGGACGUUUCGAGCGUGAGUCUUUCGUCAAAUCGGGCUCAGGAUUAACACUUAAAAAAACUCUUUACAGUGGCCAAUGAACAUCAUCAUCUCAGUUAGUAAAACCAAAUUAUAGUAGUAAAUAGAGUUAUUUCAGAAAUCCCUUAACUAUUGUCUCGUCAGCAUUUCAAGUAGCAAGGUGUCAAGAAGUAAGAGGUAUUAUUUAGCCUCAAAUAAGUAAGUUAUUUGUUCUUAAUCUUGGCCAAGCUUUAGGAGUUACAAGCUUCGAGAAUUGUUCUUUCCGCCGGGAAGAAAGUAAAGUAAAUAUACUGUAGUCUUGGUAGCCUAAGAGGAAACUGUUCACAGGAAAAGGAAAAAAGGAUAUUCAAUAAUGAAUUACACGCCUAUAUCUUGUUUUGAAGGAAAGAAUUAA